CUAAUUAAACAAUUAACACAUUAUCUAAUUGAUAGUAGUGCCACAUUAUGGGUGGAAUGUUCGCUAAACUGUUCUCCGGCUUGUUCGGCAAGAAAGAGAUGAGAAUAUUGAUGGUUGGUCUAGAUGCUUCCGGUAAAACUACCAUUCUUUACAAGCUGAAACUUGGAGAAAUCGUCACUACUAUCCCCACCAUUGGAUUCAACGUGGAGACAGUCGAAUAUAAGAACAUCAGUUUUACUGUGUGGGAUGUAGGCGGUCAGGAUAAAAUCAGACCUCUGUGGAGACAUUAUUUCCAGAACACUCAAGGUUUGAUAUUUGUGAUAGACAGUAACGAUCGAGAGCGUAUAGGUGAAGCUCGGGAAGAACUCGGCAAAAUGUUGAACGAAGACGAACUUAGGGACGCUGUACUUCUUUGCUUCGCCAACAAACAGGAUCUGCCUAACGCUAUGAACGCUGCUGAAGUGACAGACAAGCUGGGACUCCAUGCUCUCAGGAACCGAACAUGGUACAUCCAAGCCACAUGCGCUACCAGUGGGGACGGACUAUACGAGGGCCUCGACUGGCUGUCAAAUCAGCUCAAAAACAAGAACUAAACCUGACUGACUCCUCCUGCCUCCAUCGCGCACGUCCCCCUAUAUUAUUGAAUGUGGAACUGUGUUUUCAGAAAAGAGCGAAUGUUUGUAGUAUGGCAUGGACUUUUUAUAUGCUGCAUGAGAUCGAGCGAUAUGCUCCUACUACAUGAGCCAGAACAGGAAGCCUCUUUUCUGAACGCCCCGUAGUGGUCUUUGUUCAAUGUGUAUAAUAAUUUAAAAUUGUGUAAAGAAUAUGAGAAAAUCCUUAAUAUGAAGUAAAUUUAACGAUUUAUUAUUUCAAGUAUAGAUUGUUAAAAACCAUAACAAUGGUCUGAAGAACGUGGUCCAAAUUCUUUGCCAAUUUUUCCCCUCAAAAUAUCGAGUUUACUGCACAAUUAUUUGCUUUUUAUGUUUAAUUAUUUUUCCGUAGGACCAUAGUUAAUUUGGCUAGUCCACUUUAAUGACUGAAAGCAAUGAAAGCAACUCAAUUGUUUGAUCUGAAUAUAUCUAAUAUAUAAAUUUGAUUUUUUGAAAA
This is a messenger RNA of Bolinopsis microptera, 1107 nucleotides long. Its product is annotated as ADP-ribosylation factor 1. The transcript has 4 exons. Gene Ontology annotation, cellular component: cytoplasm; plasma membrane. Gene Ontology annotation, molecular function: GTP binding; GTPase activity. NCBI's taxonomy places the organism in Eukaryota, Metazoa, Ctenophora, Tentaculata, Lobata, Bolinopsidae. Gene Ontology annotation, biological process: vesicle-mediated transport; intracellular protein transport. The coding region runs from base 48 to 593 and encodes 181 amino acids. The record is from RefSeq and is a predicted model, not a curated record.